Messenger RNA from Pungitius pungitius (ninespine stickleback), 6055 nucleotides. RefSeq names its product diphosphoinositol pentakisphosphate kinase 1b (gene ppip5k1b). The record is from RefSeq and is a predicted model, not a curated record. Gene Ontology annotation, biological process: inositol metabolic process; inositol phosphate biosynthetic process. Gene Ontology annotation, molecular function: diphosphoinositol pentakisphosphate kinase activity; 5-diphosphoinositol pentakisphosphate 1-kinase activity; inositol hexakisphosphate kinase activity. The coding region runs from base 682 to 4245 and encodes 1187 amino acids. Lineage: Eukaryota; Metazoa; Chordata; Actinopteri; Perciformes; Gasterosteidae. The transcript has 31 exons. Gene Ontology annotation, cellular component: cytosol.
UGCCCGCAUUCAUCGGUCCUCCUGACAGCGCGCCGCGCUGCAGUUCACCCCUGCGGCCGACAGGUGGCGGUGACGAGUAGACUUUGGAAGAGAAAAAAAAGCUAAACUUUAAGUGAAAAAACAGAAGAGGAGAAGAAAAGGAAAGCAGCUCGCGGCGGCUAACCGGCGCAGGGUGAACUUUAGCCAGCAGCUAGCUCACAACUUUACGAACUAACUGCGUUCAGCCGCAGCUUCCUUUCAGCCCGGUUCAGUCAGAGGAAACGAGGCCGCGAACAGCUGACUGACUUCCACUUGUUUCAAGCCGGCCAAGAGACAUGUUGACGGCUGAAGUUCCCGCGUGAAGAAGCGUCUCCAGACUUGGCCAUGUCUCCUCUGUCCUGACACAGAAAACAUUCACGAUCUAGAACACACCCCCCCCCGCCCCCCCGCCACCCCCACAUACACAGGGGCACGUAGCUGUUUUCACAAACCACAGCAGACUCUUCAUCAACAGGUGCAACACGGGGGGACUCGGGUUUCCUCCUGCUCAGCGGGGCGGGUGGGCGGCCAUGUUUGGCGGGGGUUUGUGAUGUCCGAGCCCUGCGCAGGGCCAGCCGAAAGAGAACAAAUAGAGGCGGGCCGACGGCGACGUUCUCCGGGUUCGUGGUUGGCUGUGGGGAUGACGAGCGGGACGCGGCCCGAAUGGAGGCAGGCAUGAAGAGCGAGAUGUUCCGAGAAGAAGACAUGGAGGACUGUUACGAUGAGUCGCCGCCAGAGCGUCAGAUCAUGGUGGGCAUCUGUGCCAUGAUGAAGAAGUCCAAAUCCAAGCCCAUGACGGAGAUCCUGGAGCGCCUCUGUAAGUUUGACUACAUCGACAUGGUGAUCUUCCCCGAGGAGGUGAUCCUGGAGGAGCCCGUGGAGAAGUGGCCCCUCUGCGACUGCCUCAUCUCCUUCCACUCCAAAGGUUUCCCGCUGGACAAAGCUGUGGAGUACGCCAAGCUCCGCAACCCGCUGCUCAUCAACGACCUCAACAUGCAGUAUUUCAUCCAGGACAGGAGGGAGGUGUACCGGAUCCUGCAGGAGGAGGGCAUUGACUUGCCUCGUUACGCCGUGUUGAACCGAGACCCCGACAAGCCUGAAGAGUGCAACCUGGUGGAGGCGGAGGACCACGUGGAGGUGAACGGGGAGGUGUUCCCCAAACCCUUUGUGGAGAAACCCGUAUGCGCGGAGGACCACAACGUCUACAUCUACUACCCGACGUCCGCGGGGGGGGGCAGCCAGCGGCUCUUCAGAAAGAUAGGGAGCCGCAGCAGUGUGUACUCCCCAGAAACCAAUGUACGAAAAACUGGAUCCUACAUCUACGAGGAGUUUAUGCCCACGGACGGGACUGACGUGAAGGUGUACACGGUGGGUCCGGACUACGCCCACGCGGAAGCCCGGAAAUCUCCCGCCUUGGAUGGAAAGGUGGAGAGGGACAGCGAGGGGAAGGAGAUCCGUUACCCCGUCAUGCUGACCGCCAUGGAGAAACUGGUGGCCCGCAAGGUCUGCCUGGCCUUCAAGCAAACGGUGUGCGGGUUCGACCUGCUCCGAGCCAACGGACACUCCUACGUCUGCGACGUCAACGGCUUCAGCUUCGUCAAGAACUCCAUGAAGUACUACGACGACUGCGCCAAGGUCCUGGGGAACAUGGUGAUGAGGGAAUUGGCCCCCCAGUUCCACAUCCCCUGGUCCAUCCCCUUGGAAGCCGAAGACAUCCCCAUCGUCCCGACGACCUCAGGAACCAUGAUGGAGCUUCGCUGCGUCAUCGCCAUCAUCCGCCAUGGAGAUCGCACACCAAAGCAAAAGAUGAAAAUGGAGGUCCGGCAUCCUUUAUUCUUUGAGUUGUUUGAAAAGUACGGAGGCUACAAGUCAGGAAAGCUGAAGCUGAAGAAGCCGAAACAGCUUCAAGAAGUGCUGGAUAUCGCCCGCCUGCUGCUGGCUGAGCUCGGCCAGCACAACGACUGCGAGAUCGAGGAGAAGAAAUCCAAACUGGAGCAACUCAAGACCGUCCUGGAGAUGGAAUCCAGCUUGAAUGUCACUCAGUACGGCCACUUCUCAGGUAUCAACAGGAAGGUCCAGCUGACCUACCUGCGUAACGGCCAGCCCAAAGCCUCCAGCGAAGAAGAAGACUGUAAGAAGGACGGCCCGUCCCUGCUGCUCGUGCUGAAGUGGGGCGGCGAGCUGACGCCUGCGGGCCGGGUUCAGGCCGAGGAGCUGGGCAGGGCCUUCCGCUGCAUGUACCCCGGAGGUCAAGGCGACUAUGCCGGCUUUCCAGGCUGCGGCCUCCUGCGCCUGCACAGCACUUACCGCCACGACCUGAAGAUCUACGCCUCGGACGAGGGCAGGGUGCAGAUGACCGCGGCUGCUUUCGCCAAGGGUCUGCUGGCCCUGGAAGGGGAGUUGACUCCGAUCCUGGUUCAGAUGGUCAAAAGCGCCAACAUGAACGGGCUGCUGGACAGCGACAGCGACUCGCUGACCGACUGCCAGCAGAAGGUCAAAGCCAGGCUGCACGAAAUCAUGCAGAAGGGCCAGGAGUUUACAGAGGAGGACUACCGCAAGUUGGCACCGACUGACAGCCCGUCGCUGGUGAACUCGAUGAAGGUCAUACAGGACCCAGUCCAAACCUGCGACAAGGUGUACGCCCUGAUCCAGAGUCUCAAUUCACAGAUCCGCAAGAGGCUGGAGAACCCCAAGUCUGCAGACCUGCAGCUGUACCACAGCGAGACGCUGGAGCUGAUGCUGCAGCGCUGGUCCAAGCUGGAGAGAGACUUCCGCAUGAAGAACGGCCGCUACGACAUCAGCAAGAUCCCGGACAUCUACGACUGCGUCAAAUACGACUCGCAGCACAACGCCUCGGUGGGACUGCAGGACACGCUGGAGCUGUUCCGCCUGUCCCGCGCCCUGGCCGACAUCGUCAUUCCGCAGGAGUAUGGCAUCAGCAAAGCGGAGAAACUGGACAUCGCUCAGGCCUACUGCGUUCCUCUGAUGAAGAAAAUCCAGCUGGACCUGCAGAGGACCCACGAGGACGAGGCCGUCAACAAGCUGCACCCGCUGUAUUCCCGCGGCGUGAUGUCUCCCGGGCGCCACGUCCGCACUCGUCUCUACUUCACCAGCGAGAGCCACGUCCACUCCCUGCUCAGCGUCUUCCGCUACGGAGGGCUGCUGGAUGAAGAGAAGGACCAGCAGUGGAAGCAGGCCAUGGACUACCUGAGUGCUGUGACGGAGCUCAACUACAUGACUCAGAUAGUCAUCAUGCUGUACGAGGACAACAACAAGGACCCUUCCUCGGAGGAGCGCUUCCACGUGGAGCUCCACUUCAGUCCGGGGGUCAAAGGGUGCGACGACGAGGAGAACGUUCCUCUCGGGUUUGGCUUCCGGCCGGCGUCCUCAGAGAACCAAGACAAAAAGCCCAACCAGGGCAGUCUGGAGGACCUCUCCCAGGACCAGCGGGACGAGGCACUUCCCCUUUCCGAGCCAAUCAACAUCCAGCGACGGUCUCCCAUGAUCCGCAACCGGAAGACGGGUUCCAUGGAGGUCCUCUCUGAGACCUCUCCCACCCAGGCCUCCAAAGGCAGCACGUCCCACCGACUCCUCCCCUCCAGCUCGCGCCAGUCUCCCGAGAUCAAACCAACCAGUGGCCUAGGUGGGCUCCUCAUUUCCGGGUCGCUCUGCUCUGGCCUCUUCAGUGCCUCCGCCCUCGGGGUGUCCUGUAGCGCCCCCAACCUGCGGGACUACGUCCGCACGCACCACCACCACCACCUCCGAAAACCACCCCUGUCCCCCGGCAGUCUGCCGAUUGGCAUGUUCGAGCUGUUCUCUCUGCCGCCAGUAAAGAGAUUUUCUGUGUCGUUUGCCAGGCAUCCGACCAAUGGCUUCGAGGGCUGCUCCAUGGUGCCCUCCAUCUACCCGCUGGAGACGCUGCACAACUCGCUCUCCCUGAAGCAGGUGGACGAGUUCCUCAGCAAGGUGUGCGAGAGCAGCAGCGAGGCCCACGCCAAGACCAUGAAAGCGCUCUCCGGCCUGUUUGACUCUCAGAGCCAGACGUCUCUCUACAGUCCUCAGCAGCCGCUGUCCUCCUCCGGCUCGGAAACGUCCCUGCGCCCGCCGAGCCAGCCUCUGUGGCAUGGCAGUGUCCCCUCCAGCGUCCCCUCCAGUGCCGUAUCCAGCGCGGGGCCCUCCUCCCCCAUCACAGAGAGCUCCGGCAUGAACUUGAGCUUCAGUGAGUAGACCAUCUGUCCAAAAACAAAAACAAACAAAAAAACAUGGACUUCUGGGGUUUUAAGACGCGACCGGAGGGCCUCGGUGCAUCUGCCUCUCCCUUCUCCUUCUUCUUCUUCCUCACAUUCACACACACACAAAGCAGUACAAAGACACUGGAGGAGAUGGAGAUUCUGGGGUAAAGUGUUAAAAAGAAAAAGGCGUGUCAUCACUCGGCUGGACCCUCAAACGUCUCAUCGCCUCAAACCCUCACUCGACAUGUUUUUUUUUCUUUUUUUUCUUACAAAUAUUUGCCAAAUAUCUCAGACACCAGCUGCUCAACGCGGUCGCCGCAUACGGCUGAAAAGAGUCGACCGUUCUUCAUCUGCAUCUGAAACAUAAAUGUUGUCGCGAUGUAGCCGGCCAAUCACAGCCCGCCCUGAAGCUCAACCAGCUGUUCUUCGUUCAAGAGCAAUUCAGAAUCAUGUGAUCAUGUUUGACUCGCUGCAGGCUGAAAGUUCAAGCUUCCUUUUUGGAGCUUUAGUUGGAGGAAGUUGAGAGGAGAAGAUCGACCGUCCGUCAAAUAUGAAGCGAGAGGCAGCAGCAGGUUAGCUUAGCACAAAGACUGCAAACAAAGGGAAACACGUAGCCUGGCUUUGUCAACAACAACAAAUAAUAUUACUAGAUAUCAAAUGUUAACUAUUGAGCUUUGAUGGUGUUAAAAGUAGAUUUUAAGCCAGGAUGGAGUUUUCUCCGUUUUCUUUAUGCUAAGCUAACUAGCAACUAGACAUUACAAUUUAAAGAACUUCAUUGUGAUGUGAAUACAAAUAAUUAACUCAACAGUUUUCUGUGGGGGGGAAAGUUUGAAGAGACUUUAGACAAGAGAAUUACUGGGCAGGUAAAAAAAAAAAAGAACCAAAUGACCAAAUCGAAAUGCUGCCGCUCAGUCAAUAAGGGGCGUCGCCCAGGUGAACCCAAUGGUUUUGAACAAAGAAGCUGACGCAGCACAACUUGCUCCUGAAAUAUGCAAAGACGAGAAUCAUGCAAUCAUCGGGGGUCGCUCCCCACGCUUUGCGUUCAAUGUACACAUCUGUAAACCAGAUGUUUAGCCCCCCGUGCAACCAAAAUAAUAAAAUCUCUAUUUUUUAAAUGCAGGUGUUUGUAUCGUGUAAAACUCGAGCCAGCUUCAGCAAACUGUAGUUUUAUUUUUUUCAACUGUCAUCUGCUGUGGAAUUGAAAUGUGUCUGUAAAUGUGCAUUUUAAAUUCAUUUUAGGGGGCUGUAUUUUUAGUUACGUUUAAAUUCGAGGGUGUUGACAAAUCAAAGAUAUUUUGAUUAAAUCUUUGCUGUAGUUUCAUGUUUGAGUUAAAGGAGAAAACCACUUAAGUAAAUGAUGAUUGUACAUAAUGGAAACUACUGAGUGCGUCAAUGAUUCUCAGGUGGACACAUGGUGAAAUACACAUUUCCUUUAUCAAAAUCUCACUGAACUUGGGACCGUUUCACUUCAAUUACUUUUUAAAUCAAUUAAAUAAAUUGCAGAAUUUACUUUGAAGACCAAAUAAACAGUUAAACUGCCAUGAAAAGACGCCCUCGUAUUACAGUAAAGCUCUGUGAUUGUGGCAUUACAUUCAUACAGUGGCACCAAAGCGCUCAUUUCAAUCUGCUUACAAUAGAAAUGAAAGUGACGCCCAAAACCUGGAAAUAUCUCUUGUGGAACAAUGAGUUCUAGUUUUAAACCUCAAAAGGAGUAAAUACUUUCGGUUGCUUGAUUUAGGUCAUUUCAGUUGUGUAUUAAUGUCAGUAUUCAAUGUGCAGUUUAAUGUCAACCAAAGGGGGGGGAA